ACUCGCCUCUCCCGUCGGUCUCCCUCCCGCGCUAUGGCCUCCGCGCUGAGCUAUGUCUCCAAGUUCAAGUCCUUCCUGAUCUUGUUCCUCACCCCAAUACUGCUGCUGCCACUCGUCAUUCUGAUGCCCGCCAAGUUUGUCAGGUGUGCCUAUGUCAUCAUCCUCAUGGCCGUCUACUGGUGCACCGAGGUCAUCCCUCUGGCAGUCACCUCCCUCAUGCCCGCCUUGCUCUUCCCGCUCUUAAAGAUUCUGGACUCCAAGCAGGUGUGUGUCCAGUACAUGAAGGACACAAACAUGCUGUUCCUGGGUGGUCUCAUCAUGGCGGUGGCUGUGGAGCGCUGGAACCUGCACAAGAGGAUAGCCCUGCGGACGCUCCUCUGGGUGGGGGCCAAGCCUGCACAGCUGAUGCUGGGCUUCAUGGGCGCCACAGCCUUUCUGUCCAUGUGGAUCAGCAACACGGCCACCACAGCCAUGAUGGUGCCCAUCGUGGAGGCCGUGCUGCAGCAGAUGGAGUCCGCCGCCGCUGCCGCCGAAGCCAGCCGGGGAGCCCUGGAGCUGGCAGACAAGGGCAAGGCGGGCACGCUGCCAGGGAGCCAAGUGACCUUCGAGGGCCCCCCUGAGGGCCGGGGGUCUGACGGCGACAGGAGGAGCUUGUGCAAGGCCAUGACUCUGUGCGUGUGCUACGCGGCCAGCAUCGGGGGCACCGCCACGCUGACAGGCACGGGACCCAACGUGGUGCUUCUGGGACAGAUGCACGAGCUGUUCCCCGCCAGCAAAGACCUGGUGAACUUCGCCUCUUGGUUCGGGUUUGCCUUCCCCAACAUGCUGGUGAUGCUGCUGCUGGCUUGGCUGUGGCUACAGUGCGUGUACAUGAGGCUAAGUUUCAAGAAGUCCUGGGGCUGCGGGCUGGAGAGCAGGAACCACGAGAAGGCCGCUUACGAGGUGCUGCGGGAGGAGUACAGGAAGCUGGGGCCCUUCUCCUUCGCCGAGGCCAACGUCCUGCUCUGCUUCGUCCUGCUGGUCGGCCUGUGGUUCUCCCGGGACCCGGGCUUCAUGCCUGGUUGGGUGUCGCUGGCCUGGGAGGAGGGCGAGACGAAGUACGUGUCUGACGCCACCGUGGCCACUUUCGUGGCCACCUUGCUGUUUGUCGUGCCUUCGCAGAAGCCCCAGUUUAGCUUCCGAGGCCAGACCGAGGAGGAAAGGAAAGCUCCGUUUUACCCCCCUGCGCUGCUGACCUGGAAGGUGACCCAGGAGAAAGUGCCCUGGGGCAUCGUAUUGUUGCUGGGGGGCGGCUUUGCCCUGGCCAAAGGAUGUGAGGCCUCAGGGCUGUCUGAGUGGAUGGGGAAGCAGAUGGAGCCCUUGCGCUCUGUGCCCCCCGCAGCCGUCACCUUGAUCCUGUCCCUGCUCGUCGCCGUGUUCACUGAAUGCACAAGCAACGUGGCCACCACAACCCUGUUCCUGCCCAUCUUUGCCUCCAUGUCCCGUUCCAUUGGCCUCAACCCGCUCUAUGUCAUGCUGCCCUGCACGCUGAGCGCAUCCUUUGCCUUCAUGCUGCCUGUGGCCACCCCGCCCAACGCCAUCGUGUUUGCCUACGGACACCUCAAGGUUUCGGACAUGGUGAAAACGGGACUCAUGAUGAACGUAAUUGGAGUCCUCUGCGUGUUUCUGGCGGUGAACACCUGGGGACGGGUCAUUUUUGACUUGGAUCAUUUCCCUGAAUGGGCUAACGUGACCAACAUCGAGACCUAGGGACAGACGCACAGCACGGCCCACCACCCCGCUCCGCCCUCCUGAGGACCCCCGAGCCUUCCAGCACACCUUGCAACAGAGCCCUGGGGUUCCCUCCCCAGAGUGACCCGGUGACGCCCACACCCCCACGGAGACCGCACCAAGGGUCGGUUCCUCCCCCAGGCCCAGGUUCAGAGCUGGGGAUGGGCAGCUGCUGGGAGGACGUGGAGGGAUUUGCCGGAGACUCGGGGGGUGUCUGUGUUUCCCGGGGGGCCCUGCCAUCACUUCUGGGGCAGGUGGGCUCCUGAGGGGCCAGGACGCAGGCUGCCAGCUGGCCCCAAGCUGGGCUCUGGUGUCCACUCGCUCCGUCCAGGUCAUCAAGGUGAAGAUCAGAUCCCAGCUUGGGAAGCGAGAGGUGGGCCUCCUGUAGCUGGCCUCGUGCUGUCUCCGGGCGGCUCUCCUGCUCCUGGAAAGGACGACCCCAGCCAGGGACACAAUGUCUGGAAUUCCAGAGCCUCCUGGAGUCAUGGGGACACGGUGCCACCACCGAAGGACGAGGAAUUUGGACUGAGAGCUUCUGGCCGCUGCCUGUAGCACGUAGCUGGCUGACCUGCUUCCCUCCCUCCCUCCCUCGGUCCCUCUCAGUGGACGUCUGGGCCCCUUCACCGUCCUUCCAUGCACACCCUUUGUUGCCUGGGCCGACGGACACUCAGACCCCUUGGCUGGGGCCCUCUAGUGCACCUGUUCCUCCCUAGGGCUCAGCCUCUCCGGCCACCCCACAUAGCUGGGGUCACACUCCAAGUCUGGGCAGCAAUGGCUCCUUUGGGGCCACCAGUGGGUAUCUGGGUCCUCUCCUACCUGCUGGCUCAGAGUAGACGCCGCUGAUCCCUGCAGGGAGCAGGGGCCUGUCAGAGCAUGUCCGGGCAGAGCACGGGCGUCCCUUGGCUGACUGGCCUCGGCAGCCAGGCCCGGUGACAGCGGAGCUCACGGAGAACAAGCCGUGCCGGUGGCCCCUGAGCAGACAGCACCUGUAGUGGCCCAGGCAAAGCUUGCCGAGUGGCCACGGGGACCCCCAACAGUGACAUGACACACACCCACCCCCGCCUGCCAACCUCCUUUCCUUUGUGGAGGAGAAGCAGGCGCGAGAGCACAUUAGGCUCCUCGUUGGCGUUGGUCAGGGCCAGGGAAGUCAGGAAGUCGGGAACUCAAGGAAACGCUCUCAAGGACCCGGGACGUCUCUGGCUCCCGGGGUGGGUGGUUCCCCACGGCCCCAUGUGUCUUCCCCCAGGAGGGCCACCAGCUCUGGCUUUCCACGGGGGCAGGUGCCUGAGCAAACCCUGGCUCGCCGCCCACUCCUGUCCCUGGUGCUCCUGCUGGCUCUCUCCCUGGGUCCUUGCAGCGGCCUCGUGAAAUGGGCCUGCGUGGUCCUCCGAGGACACGGAGGCUCCGAGGGGCUGAGUCUCAUGUCCAGAGUCGCGCACCGAGUGAGCGGCUGCAUGGCUCUAACCGGACCUUCCACCCUCCUGUCCGCUGCUCCUCAGCCGGCCGCUAAGGGCCUCGGUGCCCAUGGGGCCUGCAGGGAACGGUCGGCCUGUCCACCCCAAGGCCUGCCCGCUCCAGGAACAGUGACGAACGAGCUGCCUCCUCAGAGGUGGGCUUGGGACUGCCGGGGGCGUCCAGCUGGAGAGAACGCAGUGGUGGCUGCCCGUCCCCUCCAAGGCCAGCCGGCUGGCCCUCUCCUCCUGUGCACGGCAGAGGGCGCCCCGAGGACCCGUGCUGGCUGCCGGUCCAGCACUGGGACGUUGGCUGACCCCGAGCGGGUCGCCGUGCGUGUGGUGGGAAAGGAAACGAG
Molecule: messenger RNA, 3580 nt
Organism: Lutra lutra (Eurasian river otter)
Lineage: Eukaryota; Metazoa; Chordata; Mammalia; Carnivora; Mustelidae
Gene: SLC13A5
Product: solute carrier family 13 member 5
Exons: 12
Coding region: 34-1749 (571 amino acids)
Biological process (GO): monoatomic anion transmembrane transport; citrate transport
Cellular component (GO): membrane
Molecular function (GO): succinate transmembrane transporter activity; citrate transmembrane transporter activity; sodium:dicarboxylate symporter activity
Source: RefSeq, a predicted model, not a curated record